Poecilia reticulata (guppy) is the source of this 2452-nucleotide messenger RNA. The record is from RefSeq and is a predicted model, not a curated record. Lineage: Eukaryota; Metazoa; Chordata; Actinopteri; Cyprinodontiformes; Poeciliidae.
UCCAAAGAGCACAAGCCUAAACUGUACGCGUGAUGUCACGGAGAAGUCUGAUGAAACCCAACACCACCAGCUGGUUUAGAGUUGUGAUGGGGUGAAUGCGGGUGCACUCGCACCGCUGCAAGUCGAGGCACAUAGCUGGAACCAGCGCCUGGAGGAGAAGACGCACACCAGUCCGUCUCAUGUUGUGGUGAUCGACCAAACCGAGGACAUUAUCUGCAUCGGUCAGAGCAACCGCGUCGAUCCAGCCACAGAUCUACUUGCUGUCAAAGCCGCUUCCGUUUUUUUUUUUUUUCCUCCCCCAAGUUUGCUGUUGUUGCGCGUCUUCACUUUGGAUAGCAACAGCCAGAUUAUCCUCCUGCGCGCCGCAGAGCGCACUAGGGUUUUUUUGGGGACUUUUUGAAAAGGGGGAGACAUCUCACCUCAGGAGUGCGGUGCGAUGAAGAAUUUCUGAGGGCUCCUCGGUCCAUUUAAACGCUUCCUUUUGAGCGUUUCCGAAGGGUCAGCCCAUGUGCAGGCAUCCCAUUGAGUGUGAUUCUAUUUUCGCCCAGAUCUCUGCUUCCUGGACAAAUGCAUACAAAUGCAUUUAGGAGCCCAACGGACAAGGAGUGGACACGUUUCCGCGGCUGCAACGUGGAAGUUUCUCCUGCUCCUGUCAGUAUGCUCAGCAGUACCCUCUGCAGAAGACAACUACUCUGCUCCAGGAGUGGAUAUUCUCUAUCAACUGGGGCUUACGAAUCAAAGCAGAACAGACGACCCCUACCAGAGGACAGACUCGCCUCACACCCCUCACACCGAUGUYCCUCUACCAUCGGAUAUCCCCGUUCCUGGCUAUGGGGUGGCUUUCGACGCAAACUCCCUCUAUGAGGUCCCAGCAAGCAGUCUGUUCCACUCAGAGUUUGGAGUUGAGUUUUCUUUUGUGAUUAGCCUGAGCUCCUGGCGAGCCAACAAUGCUUUUGUUUUUAGUGUUAAAGAUGGCAGGGACAGACUGCGUUUUGGCGUUCAGCUGCUGCCACGUAAGGUAGUAGUCUACACUGCAGAGAAGUCCUCCAGCUACUUCACCCACAACUGGCAGGACGGACAGCAGCAUGCUUUUGCUGUUGGUGUUCGAGCGCGUUCAGUGUCCUUCUACGAGGACUGUGGAGUGGUGCAGCAGCGAGAGCAGACCUUGGGGAGGUCACAGAGAUUGGGAGAACCUGGCAAUCUCUUUACUUUGGGUGGGAUGAACUCAAAGGCAGCUCAGUUUCUUGGUCAAGUCUGCCAGCUAGAUAUCUAUCCCUCAGCUCAAGCUGCUGCGCACUACUGCAAAUACCUUAAAAAACAAUGCCGGCUGGCCGACACUUAUCGAUCCCCUUUAUCACAUUCUAGUUUGGAUUUUGAGGCUAGUGACCAUCCUUCUUACCCUUCGACAAUGUCCACUUUUGGAGUAGCAGCUACACAUAAUAAAUUUACAACAGCUGACAAACUGUUAGCAAGUAGUCAAGUUGACACACAGUCUUCAACUCUGAGCCCAGUGACACAACUACAUCCAAGGGAACAAAGCCACAUUUUCACACUGAAACAGUCAACCUUCUCGACCCCGAUUUUGCUUGAGCCCAACAGCCCCACACAAACAACUCUGAGCGGGAAAGCAUCGGACAGUAGAUGGAUCACCACUUCAGAAAGAGAGUUGGCCAAACAGAGUCAACCCAGGGUAGAAGCGGAUCAUUCGAAGAACAGUACAGCGGAAGAGAGCAUUUCAGAAGAUCUACGUGUUUUUGAAGCUUCUCCAACUGUUGCUUUUCCAGUCUGGCAAAGUCGGGGGAAAGAAGGACUCAGGAACUCCUUCAGGGACUCUGGCCUCAGGCGUCGCCAGACUCAUCAAGUUCUGGAGUCUCAUUUGAAAGCCAAUGGCACAACUUUGUACAGGGAAAACCAGGUGGACACUGCAGAACACCAUGCUUUGGAUGGCAGCUAUGAAGACACAGACUAUGGAGGAUAUGAUUACGGAUAUGAGGAACCAAACAUCUUUUAUGAGUAUGAAGAUGGUUUAAAUGGUCCCAAAGGAGAGCCAGGUCCUCCGGGUCCUCCUGGUCCUCCUGGUUUACCUGGUCCUCCGGGAAAGAGAGGUUCAAGGGGUCCAACUGGUCCUCAUGGAAAACCUGGACAACCUGGACCACUGGGGUCAAAGGGUUCAAAAGGAGACCCAGGUCUCUCUCCAGGCCAAGCUUCGCCAGGGCAAAAGGGUGACAGAGGUCCACCUGGUUCACCUGGACCGAAAGGAUUUCCAGGACCGCCGGGUCUUAAGGGUUAUCAAGGUGCACCUGGCCCACCAGGAGAACAAGGCAUACCAGGACCUCCYGGGGAGUCUGGAGCUGCAGGUUACCCUGGCAGGGCUUAGCUGGGCCACAAGGUAGCCCCGGACCUAAAGGUGUCCGCGGUUUCAUUGGGCCUCCUGGCGUUGCUGGACCACCAG